Phlebotomus argentipes is the source of this 3384-nucleotide messenger RNA. It is a transcript of the gene S6kII, whose product is annotated as ribosomal protein S6 kinase 2 beta. The transcript has 7 exons. NCBI's taxonomy places the organism in Eukaryota, Metazoa, Arthropoda, Insecta, Diptera, Psychodidae. The record is from RefSeq and is a predicted model, not a curated record. Gene Ontology annotation, biological process: protein phosphorylation; intracellular signal transduction. The coding region runs from base 173 to 2518 and encodes 781 amino acids. Gene Ontology annotation, molecular function: ribosomal protein S6 kinase activity; magnesium ion binding; ATP binding.
AAAGUAUGCCAUGUUCGUGAAAAGAAUUCAGUGCAUAUCGCAGUGUAUAGAGAAAGUGACGUGAAUAGUGAAAUUUGCAUGUGUUCAGGUUGAGAUUAAUGUGAAAUAUUCACGCUUUGGUGUGUGGUGCAAAUUUUAGGAUGCCUCUUGCCAAUUCUGCAGCGUCGGAUCCAUGGAAAUGGAAAGUCCAAAACAAUACAGUCGCCGCGACCGAGCACACGGAGUAUCAAACUCGAUUUCAGGUCUACGGAUAGUUUCUGUAUCUCAAGAAGAUGUAGAAAUGGUGGUCGAUGAUGCUUUCGACCCCCUUCCCAAUGAAGAGAAUCACUAUGUGACGAGUGAAGACGUGCAAAUGAAGGAGCGCGAAAUAGAACUGAAAGACGUUGUGAAGGAGGGCCAUGAGAAGGCCGAUCCCUCACAGUUUGAAUUGCUGAGAGUCCUCGGUGAGGGCUCAUUCGGCAAAGUGUUCCUAGUGAGAAAGAUUGUGGGUAAAGAUGCUGGAACUCUGUAUGCAAUGAAAGUGCUGAAAAAGGCCACUCUAAAAGUGAAAGACCGUGUAAGAAGCACUAAUGAAAGGAACAUCUUGGCCGACGUUGGACAUGCUUUCAUUGUUAAACUGCACUAUGCUUUCCAAACACCAGGAAAAUUGUACUUGAUAUUGGAUUUUCUACGUGGCGGAGAUUUAUUUACUCGUUUGAGCAAAGAAGUGAUGUUCACAGAGGAGGAUGUAAAGUUCUACCUAGCUGAAUUGGCUUUGGCACUUAAUCAUUUACACAGUAUUGGCAUUAUUUAUAGAGAUCUUAAACCCGAAAAUAUUCUACUAGAUCAAGAUGGCCAUAUCGCCUUAACAGAUUUCGGAUUGUCAAAACAGCCUCUGGAUGGAUCUAAGACGUACAGUUUCUGUGGCACUGUUGAAUAUAUGGCCCCAGAGGUAGUGAACAGGAAGGGUCAUCAUUUUGCCGCCGACUGGUGGUCCUUUGGCGUACUGAUGUAUGAGAUGUUGACGGGAAAUCUUCCAUUUCAUGGUGCUACGCGACAGGAAACAAUGAAUCAGAUCCUAAAAACUAAAUUGGGCAUGCCGGAUAAUCUCAGUCCAGAGGCACAGUCACUACUACGCGUGUUGUUUAAGCGAAAUCCACAGAAUCGCCUUGGAGCUGGUCCUGGUGGCAUUGAUGACAUAAAGAAGCAUGAAUUUUUCGCCACCAUUGAUUGGGAUGCAUUGGUGACAAAACAAGUGCGACCACCCUUUAUUCCAGCGGUUUCACGCGAUGAUGCCUUUUACUUUGACACUGAAUAUACAAGUAAAUCACCGAGAGAUUCGCCCGGGGGUCCCGUUAGUGCGAGCGCUCAUGAGAUCUUCCGCGGGUUUAGUUUCGUGGCUCCUGGAUUGCUGGAUGAUGCGGGAAUGCCUAUUUCUAAUGGAGGUGCCGGUGCGGUGGGAAUACAAUCGAAGUUACCCUUCUCCAAUGAAAUACCGGGAGUGAAACCUGGUGUGUUCUGUGAUGAGUAUAAUCUAAUGCAAGAACUUGGGCGUGGCACCUUCUCUGUAUGUCGUCUAUGUGAGAGUAAGACAACACGGAAACAGUAUGCGGCAAAGAUUAUCAGUAAAUCUGACCACGACUGCAGGGAGGAAGUUGAAAUCCUUCUGCGCUACGGUAAUCACCCAAACAUUGUUACACUACUUGGCGUGCACGAGGACAACUCAUGUGUGUAUCUAGUCAUGGAAUUACUGAAAGGUGGUGAGCUGCUGGACAGAAUUCUCACGAUACAGAGGAUGUCGGAGAUGGAAGCGAGUGCUGUUCUGCGAACUGUCAUCUCAGCAGUAGCUUACCUUCAUGAGCAUGGAGUUGUUCACAGGGAUUUGAAACCGUCAAAUUUGCUCUACGCUUCAGUCCAGCAGACGCCUGAAUCCCUCAAGUUGUGCGAUUUGGGAUUUGCUAAGCAACUUCGCGCUGAUAAUGGUCUUCUCAUGACGCCCUGUUACACGACAAAUUUUGUGGCUCCCGAAGUGCUGAAGCGACAAGGAUAUGACUUGGCGUGUGAUAUUUGGUCAUUGGGUGUGCUCCUCUACAUAAUGCUUGAUGGGAAAACCCCCUUCGCCAGCACACCUAAUGAUUCACCUGAUAUGAUCCUCAAUAGAAUCGGUUCAGGGCAUAUUGACAUUCAUAGUGAGAGAUGGAAAUCCGUUUCGCAGGAUGUGAAAGAUUUGCUGUGUCAAAUGCUACACAUCGUGCCACAGAAGAGACCGACAGCUGCGCAGAUUUUGAGACAUUCUUGGCUAUGGCAACCGCCACCGGAUCUGAGCAGGCAAUCGGCAGAGGUGCAUAAUAUACAGCAUCAGCAAAAUCUGGGUGUGACUGGUGUAUCCGCGAAGGAUCAAACGGCAGCAUUAAGGAGAGCUGUAAAUGCUACUUUUCGUGCGAUAGCAUCUCCACAGGCGGCAAAUGUGGGCCCCGUGGGAAUGUCUGAACUAGCCAAGAGGCGCGCCAGAGACAAGUCGUCGCAUUCACAUGUAUAAUAAUUGUUUAUGGUAGGAAUAUCCCUUUGUUGAUUGAUUUUUGUUGCCAUUUCGCGAAAUAGCCAAUAUUGUUAAAAUGGUUUAAUCCAGCAUAUUUGUUUAUUAAUGUUAUUUUUUGUGUAAUAGAUAGUAGUUUCUUUUGUACAAAAUAUAAAUUUCUUUGGGACGUUUUAGUCACAUCACUUAUUUUCUUUAUUAUAUUGUACUCCAAAUGACAUAAUAUUGUAUUCCAAUUUUAACUUUGUGAAAGAGAGCUAGUGGAUUCAUUCAUGUAUAAUAAACUAAUUGCUAGAUUUAUAGAGUAUUUUCCGUUGGAGAAAGAUUCUUCUUGAGUGGGUUGAGAGGUAAAAAGUCUUACAAUUAUCAUACUUUAGCCAUAUUUUCCAUUUUACAUACAAUAAUUACUCGAUUGUAGAAAUAUAUUUUAUGCGUGUAUUUAGGAAGGACAUACAGAUUUUACAGUUUAAUUGUUGAUAUAAAAAAAUCAAUUGCUGGAAAAAAAAACACUUUGCUUCCACUAUAAUAUUAAACAUUAUUACAUAUUGUGCAAGGAACAUCUGUACUUUGUACAGACAAAAUACAAAUAAUAUAACUUUUUCUAUGUCGCGUGUAGUAUUUCAAAACUGUUGCAAGCAAUUGAUUGUAGCAAAUUUACAUGGUGAUGUAGAAGAUUUGUACAAAUGCCGAUGAAAUGUAAAAAAGAAGAAGAGGUAAUAUAUAUUACAAAUACAGGAAAAUGUAUAACAGUUGUACUGAUAUCGGCAUAGUAAUUGAUAAACGUGGAUAUUUAACAAGGAAUUAACUAAAUUAUUGUGACUUUCUCUAUACAGAAGCAUUAAAGAAAUAUAAAUUUAUUCUAUGAACAA